AUGCAACAGUUUGAUCACCCGCACAUCAUCAAACUCAUCGGCAUCUGCUCCGACACAGCCCCAGUCUGGAUUGUUAUGGAGCUGGCAAAGCUUGGGGAGAUGAGGGCUUAUCUACAAAACAAUGAACAUCGUUUAGAUCUGGUCAUGUUGAUCCUGUACGCCUACCAGCUGAGUACAGCUCUCUCUUAUCUGGAGAGCAAAAAGUUUGUGCACAGAGACAUAGCUGCCAGAAAUGUGCUCGUCUCAUCGCAUGAUGCGGUUAAACUUGGUGAUUUCGGCCUCUCUAGAUGGGUUGAGGAGCAGAGUUAUUAUAAAGCUUCAAAGGGCAAGUUACCAAUCAAAUGGAUGGCACCAGAGUCCAUCAACUUUCGUAGAUUUACCACAGCCAGCGAUGUCUGGAUGUUUGGUGUGUGCAUCUGGGAGAUCCUGAUGUAUGGUGUCAAGCCAUUUCAGGGGGUGAAGAACAAUGAUGUGAUUGGGAAGAUAGAAGCUGGGGAACGGCUGCCUCUACCCAGUGGUUGUCCCCCUUCUCUCUACAACCUUAUGUGUUCCUGUUGGCAGUACGAGCCUUCAAAACGUCACACAUUCGCUCAUCUGAAAGGCUGGCUCUAUGAGAUACUUGAUGAGGAGCGCACAAGACAGGAGGAAGAAAUGCAUCGAGACAACAGGAGAGUUCAAGCCAUCUCAUGGGUUGGGUCAAAUGGCUCUGAUGAGGAACCCCCACCCCCACCCAAACCUGCUCGGCCACAGUUCGCCAUGUCCCCCACGGGCUCUACACCCAACCUCUCCAUCAAUGCCGGAAACUCUUUCAACGCCAGCAUAGCCUCCCUCCCCCACCAGUGGAACAGCACCACCAACCUGCCCAUGGGCCACAGCACCCCGGCCUCUGGGCCAUCACCUGACGUCAACGUGGCCAAACAGCAAGCCUCCAGGCAGGACUCCAAGCAUGGGGCCCAGCCUGGGGCACACAUAGAGUACCAGCUGCAGAAUUAUUUCCCUCCUUCUGGCUACAUGCAGGUGAGCAGCAACUCAGGCCAGCCACUCCCCCUAGCACACCCUCACAUUUCACUCCCAUCUCGGAACCAAACCCACUCGAACCCAACCCCACCACCACCACCAUUCCAGCCGCCACAGCACUUCACCAGCAGCCACAAAACCUCCAUGUCCAACCGGCCUGACCCAGUGACCAUCACUCUGCCGCCCCCUCCCCCCUUAGACCACUACCAGCUUACAUCACGGAACAACCAGGUGCUCUCACCUCUAUCACCUCCACCUACUCCGCAGGGCUUCACCCAGCACCACCGACACAUUGAAGACGUGGAUGAGGCGGCCAUUGAGAAGAGGCUAAAACAGCAGCAGCAGGAAUCUGAGGAAGAUUCUAGAUGGUUGCAGGCUGAGGAGAAAAAUUUGAAGAGAGACUCCCACCCAGUAGUGUACAGACCAGAGCUGGGACAUGACAACACCAAGGAGAACUCUCCACCAACUGUGGGCAGCAUAAGGGCUGGUGCUAAUGCUAAACUUUUACAGAGAACCUCAAGCAGUGCUAGCAGUACAAGUGAUUCAACAGAAGGUUUUACAGGAGGAGCUAACAAGAUCUCACGAGUGAAUGAUGGGGUGUAUGACAGCACCACCAGCGUUGUCCGCGCUGUGAUGACCAUGACUAAAGAGGCGCCACAGGUUGAUGCUGAAGGCUACCUGGAGAUGGUGAAGAAAGUGGGAAGUGAACUGAGAGGUCUGUUAGCCCAGGUAGAUGAAGUUUUACCCAACUUGCCUCCUGAUAGCCAUAAGCAGGUGGAGAUGGCCCAAAAAGUUUUGUCCACGGAUAUGGCCUCACUAAUUAAUGCCAUGCGUCUGGCCCAGCAGAACUACCACACACCUCUGCUGGCCGACUACAGGAAGAGCAUGCUCAAGUCUGCUCAUGCCCUGGCCAUGGAUUCUAAGCACUUGUUGGAUGCUGUAGACUCGGCCAGGCUUCAAGCUGCCAGUUAGGAUCUUUUGUUGGGUGCAAAGUGGCCAGCUAGGACCUGUCGCUGGAUGCAAAGUGGCCAGCUAGGAUCUGUUUCUGGAUGCCAAGUGUUGUUGGAUGCUGUGUGUCUUCUUGCCUAAUGAAUACAUGACUAUAAAAAUUAAUAUUUAUCAAGUUUUUGAAAUAUUUUGAGUACAAAUUUUUUUGCUACCAAAUAGGGCAAGAAAUACAAAUUUAUCACUGAAGCUUUCUUAUCUGAACUAAGCAUACAAUGUUUCAAGUUUUCACGCUAGAAGAGAUUUGUAUUGUUUCAAAACUAUAUUUUGGUAAGUGUGAGUUGUUUUUAUGUAUGUUUGAAAAAUAUGUUUGAUGUUAGGUCUGUUUCCCAUGCAAUGCCUUUACAGGAGUUGUUUUUUUUUUUUUUUUUAAAUCUACUCAGCCAUUUUUUUUUCUUUGAAUUAUUUUCUUGUUUACAAAGAUCUCUAAUCCAUGUUUUCAGGAUAUUAAAUGCUUCAUGUGUGCUAUGUUUAUGAAGCUGUGGCUUCAAUUGUCAUUACUGCCAGGGUAAAUGACCAUUGUGUGUGAUUGUAGAAGCCAUCGCCAGAAUGUUGAUUGGUUAAAAACAUGGAUUGGUUUAAAUGUUUUGUUUUUUUUUUUUUUGUUUACGGGCUUAGUAAAAUGUUGAAUCUUAGCAUAUAAUUUUUUUGUAGAACCUAUCCAUGAUAGAUAUUUGUAUUUAUUGUAAAGCAGUUGUUACACCAAUUCAUUGUUGCCUGCUUGUAUCAUUGGACAGUCUUGUCAGGUGCUAUCAUUUAGUUUUCCUAAUUCAAAAAUAUUCUUUCUCAGAUUUUUUUUAAAAGUUCUUUUUUUUUUCAUCUUUUUAUACUAAUCAGCGUACAUUGUUUUAUUUAUUUUCCCACUUUUUUUGUUUCAUUUAUAUCUUGAUGUCACAUGACCAUCCAGCUUAUGAAUUAAUGUUAU
Molecule: messenger RNA, 2947 nt
Organism: Physella acuta
Lineage: Eukaryota; Metazoa; Mollusca; Gastropoda; Physidae
Product: focal adhesion kinase 1
Biological process (GO): signal complex assembly; protein phosphorylation
Cellular component (GO): focal adhesion
Molecular function (GO): ATP binding; protein tyrosine kinase activity
Source: RefSeq, a predicted model, not a curated record